This is a messenger RNA of Ilyonectria robusta, 930 nucleotides long. Its product is annotated as kievitone hydratase. The transcript has a single exon. The annotation marks the transcript as partial. The record is from RefSeq and is a predicted model, not a curated record. Lineage: Eukaryota; Fungi; Ascomycota; Sordariomycetes; Hypocreales; Nectriaceae.
UUGCCAUGGCUUUAUAAUAUUUCUGAUUCCCAACUGAUCACCAAUGACGGAACAACCUCUUACUGGACUUGUUCAUUUCUGACCGCGUCGGACGACCACCAAUACGUGGUUCUCGGUCACACCAUGUGGAUGGGAGGUAUUGCUCAGGCCCGCGCAUCCAUCUUGGAUGUUACAGACCCAAGCUAUUACAAGACUCUGCUCUACACGAACGAAGAUGCGACUGUCUCAAGCUACAAUGGACAUAUAGACGCUUCAAUAGGAACUCUUGGAAUUCGAGCGUUAUCUGCCGAUAAUGUCACCCGAAUUCACAGCUACAGCACUUUCGAAAUUGAGUACAGCCUGAUCCUAACAGCCUCUCCGGUGCUCUUCAAUGGCGGACUCGGAGAAUUCACAUUCGGCAACAAAACUUGUGGGGAAUGGAGUUUCCCCGCGGGAAGAACUGAGGGGACCUUUGUUGCCCGUGGCAAGGAACUGACUGUUGAUCCUGAACGCUCGUUCACUUGGUAUGAUCGUCAAUGGGGAGGAUCUGCUUUCCUAGGAAACUACACCUGGUUCCAGCUACACGUGCCAGGCACCGAUAUUAAAGCCAGUAUUUGGGCUAUCGAUGAUAACACCAACCAGAAGAAUAUCAGAAUCGCGACCUUCAGAUUUGAGGAUGGCAGCCACCGAGUACUUCCCUUUGAAUUCAGCGAGUCCACAGAAAGCCAGUAUCAUUCCAAGGCUACCGUGAAUACCUAUGCGACCAAAUGGGACUUGGAAUUUCCUGGACAGGGUCGAAUCAGUGUGACCAGUCUGAGAGAUGAUCAGGAAACAUACAACACUAGUAGCAAUGCUACACCUGCAUAUGAGGGCUUCUCCGAGUUUGACUUUAACCUCUUUGGGGUCCGUUCCCAAGGAUACGGCCUUACGGAAGUGGUAUUUUUUGGAUAG